Mercenaria mercenaria is the source of this 3295-nucleotide messenger RNA. RefSeq lists its product as uncharacterized. Gene Ontology annotation, molecular function: zinc ion binding. The transcript is spliced from 2 exons. The record is from RefSeq and is a predicted model, not a curated record. The coding region runs from base 291 to 2018 and encodes 575 amino acids. NCBI's taxonomy places the organism in Eukaryota, Metazoa, Mollusca, Bivalvia, Venerida, Veneridae.
GAACAUAAUUAUACAGAAAUGAGACGAGUUUAAAAAUCAGCUUACAUGCAAUUUUGCAAUGCGAUAUUGUUGUCUAUUUAACUUCUAAGGACGUAGAGUGAUGAUAGACCUAGUUUUUCGAAAUCAGGUGGUUGAAUUUUACAUUGAAAUAGAUCUGUCAAUCUACAAUCAUUUUGUGAAGUCAAAAUGGAAUGAUCUGUGUGUGUAUCUUGCUAUAUCAAUCAAAAAGAUUUUAAAGAAGCUUAAAGGAAUUUGGAACUUAUGUCAGGCUUAAAUGAAUAAACAAGAAAAUGGAAGUAUCUGGUAGAAGACAAGACGACCAGUCACAUGCUAAAGAUGGAGAAGUAUUUUGUCAGCCGUGUAGUAGUGACGGUGACUGGUUGGUUGCCAAGGGAUACUGUACCAACUGUAACGAAUUCUUCUGUGCUGCCUGCUUAAAAUUUCAUCGUAAGCAGUCUGCGACCAGGAAUCACGUUAUCCUGGAAGGCAAAGUCAUGCCAAAGUCUCCUGCCCCUGUGGCAGAUGUAGAAUAUUGCUCUGACCUUUGUGCGAAACAUAACAAUGAAAUAGUAAAAUUCUACUGCAUCUCCCAUGAUACAGUAGGCUGUGGUGACUGCAUGGUCUUGGAACAUAAGGUUUGUAAAGUAGAACGGAUACAAGACAUAUCAAACACGUAUUUCAAUAGUCCCGAACACAGAGAACUAGUUGGAAAAGUACGACAAUUCCUUGAAAACAUAGAAGAUAUAAAGACGUGUAUACAAACCGCUGAGCAAGACAUCAGUACAACAUAUACCCAGGCUGUUGCAGAUAUUAAAACAUUUAGAAAAGAAGUGAACGAUUAUCUAAACAUAGUUGAAGCUGAGAUACUUGCUGAACUAAACAAGAGAAACGAGGAAGAUAGAAAGACAGUUUCUGGACUGGAAGAAAAUCGGCAGUAUUUGCAAAAUGAAAUAAGAGAACUGGAAGAAAAGCUAAAGAUGCAGUCCAAUAAGGCGAAUGAACUUUUUGUAGCAUCCAAGAAAAUGAAAGGCAGGAUAGCCUCGUUUGACAUAACAAUAAAGCAAAUGGUUAAAAAAGCGGACAUACAACAAUAUAGGUUUGAAAGGUCUCCUGGAUUAAAUUUAUCUGUUUGUUCUAAACUUCCCUUUGGAAAGCUGACAAGAAUUAACACACACUCCCGUAAGAAGAUAGAAGAUAUGAAACCAAGGUUCGAUAGUGAAAUCAAUAUAAAAGGACCUAGGGAUAAAUAUGACUGCUUCAUAAUUGCAUCUGAACUUAUUUCACCCAGUCGAAUAGUACUUGCUGACUACCAAAACAACUGUGUAAAACUAGUUGACAUUGACCAAGGGGAAUUAUUAGGGAGAUAUGAAUUGUGCGGUAAGCCGGAAGACAUAGCAUUAGUAAAUGAAAACCUGGUUGCUGUUACUCUUCCCAAUACACAGAAAAUACAGAUGUUGUAUUUCACAAAGAUGGGCAUGUUCAAAGAAAGUCAUGAUAUAAAAGUGAACGGCAAGGGUCGAAAGAUUGCUUGUCAAAAUGAUACCUUAAUCGUGGCUUAUUCUGUCAGUGUGGAAAUUAUGGACAACAAUGGAAAAGUAGUUAAAAGAAUAACUUAUUCAGACUUCAGUUGGAUCGUGAACCUAGCAUUUGCCCAUAAUUCAAAGACAUUCUAUGUCACUAACAGUGUGAGUAACGAUAAGCCCACAGCUGUAUAUAAAUUUGACUUUUGUGGCAAUGUGCUUGCAAUAUUCAAGGAUACGACACUUCUUGAUGUUAGAGGACUCACAUUGACCCCCGAUGACACAGUGCUUGUGUGUAACUGGGCUGACGACGGAAGUAUUUACGUGCUUUCAUCAGAGUGCAAGAAAAUAAAAGAAAUUCUACAGCACAAUGAACAUGUUAAAUGGUCAUACUGUGUUUCAUUCUGUGAGCAAACAAACAAACUGUUUCUGUGUAACUAUUCAGGUUUUCUUCAGCCUGAACAGACGAAUGUCGUAAAGCAAUUUCAAAUGAUGUAAACUAAAGAUUAGAAGUUGUAGCAGUAUACAUUUUCUGAAUAUAAAGAACAAGUAUCUAAUAAGAGUAAACAUCUAAACGUAAAUCGAAACCCUACAGCAACAUACUAUACAAAGUGCGUGACGUCACUACUUUCCCAGCAUGACGACGCUACCAUAGAGUGCACAAUACCUACAGUAUGUAUGGAUAUGUAAUUGAUUGACAUUUACAAAUACACAGAUAAAGUAAAACAUUAGACAACAAGGACUAAAGAAAUAAAUAAAAGAACACAGUGGAGUCCCGCUUUAAAGUCAGUGGCAAAAACAACAUUUUGUCAGUGUUGAAUUAAAAUUUUCUUGUUUUCCUCCAUUCUACAAAGUUUGAAAGAUUUUUCAGUUCCUACUUCAUAGGUAUGAAUGGAGUAAAAGUUUAUAACGUUGCCAUUCUUUGUUUUAUCCAACACUUUGGUAUAUAUGUUGGCUUUUCAUCAAAUUAUACUAAAAAUGUAGGCUAUAUAUGUCCUAGAUAUAUGCCUUAACUGAACUGUAAAUAAUUGACGAGGUAACUGUUUCUAACCUGAAAUGUAUCAGAACUACUAUGGUAAAGUGUAGAUACAUGCUUAAACUGUAUGACAAUAAAUUUCAUUACAAAUAUGUGAAAAACAGGCUGUGAUUAGAAUUAUACUUGCAAAAUGUUAAUUGUUGUUUUGGUAUUUAUUCUAUUUAAUAGUGGCUUUAUAUCUGACAAAGAUUUCCAUUUGCCAUUUUCCAUUUUGCCCAGUAAAAAAUUGAUGUGUUUUGUCAUAAAAGCUGUUCAUUUCCUUAUACAUAUAUAUAUAUAGGGUUAUCCUAGGAAGAGAUACAACCAUUCAAUGGAAUCAUAAUAGAACUACUUGAAUGACGCUAAUAUGUGCAAGAAAAAACUUUAGAAGGAUGAUCGAGAAAUUUGAACGUUUAAACUGUUUGAGCAUGGCACAAUGUUUUUUUCGUUUUAUUUACAUUAAAAUUUUGUAUUUUUUUUUUUUAAAUUUAAUUACGCAGCGCAGUGUACCUAAUAAACCUUAUGCUUUGCGAGUUUUAAAUUGUGAGACCAGUAACCAAAGGCAGAUUAUUCUCUGGAUGUAAUCAAAAUAUAAGAUUUUUUUUUAAACUGGGGUGUUGAUUUUAAGCCCUGAUCCUAAUUUUAGACAUGUCUGGAUAGUGGCAGGAUUGUUUGAAUGUUGAUACUUUAAUGUAGCAAUUUGAAUUUAAAAUUUAUGGAAAUUGAGUAUUAAUAAAUAAAUCAAAAUUCAUCUACGAGA